Messenger RNA from Cantharellus anzutake, 660 nucleotides. Its product is annotated as Gpr1 family protein. The record is from RefSeq and is a predicted model, not a curated record. Gene Ontology annotation, molecular function: acetate transmembrane transporter activity. Lineage: Eukaryota; Fungi; Basidiomycota; Agaricomycetes; Cantharellales; Hydnaceae. Bases 1 to 660 code for a protein of 219 amino acids. Gene Ontology annotation, cellular component: plasma membrane. The transcript is spliced from 7 exons.
AUGUCCCAGACUUCCCUCGAACACAAGCACCUUCGUGCUUCUUAUGAUGCUCCUGCGCCUCAACUGCGCAAGCUAGCUAACCCAGGUCCUUUGGGCCUCUUCUCCUUUGCCUCGACUACCUUGAUCCUCUCCCUCAUUAACGUGCAGACGCGAGGUGUGGCGGAGCCCCACAUCGUCUUAGGUAUGGCCAUGGCGUGUGGUGGUCUCGCUCAGCUCCUUGCUGGCAUGUGGGAGUUUGCUUGCGGGAAUACUUUUGGUGCCACUGCCUUCACAUCUUAUGGUGCUUUCUGGAUCAGCUACGCUUUGAUCUUCAUCCCUGGAACUGGUAUCCUGGCAGCAUAUGAAAAGGCUCCGGCAGACCUCGAGAAUGCCGUAGCAUUCUUCCUCACGGCCUGGUUUGUCUUUACCUUCAUCAUGUGGCUGGGGACGUUCCGCACAAAUAUGUGCCUCGUUGCCUUGUUCUUCUCCCUGGACAUGACUUUCAUGUUCCUCAUGAUCGGCGCGUACAAAGGGUCCGUGCGUUGCCACAAGAUUGGUGGUGGUCUUGGUCUUCUCACUGCUGCUAUCGCCUACUACACUGGGGCUGCCGGUGUGUUGACGCGUGAUGUGACGUUCAUUCAGUUGCCUGUUGGUGACUUGCCCAAGUUCGGUGACGUGUAA